Molecule: messenger RNA, 687 nt
Organism: Lepus europaeus (European hare)
Lineage: Eukaryota; Metazoa; Chordata; Mammalia; Lagomorpha; Leporidae
Product: vomeronasal type-1 receptor 4-like
Exons: 1
Biological process (GO): G protein-coupled receptor signaling pathway
Cellular component (GO): membrane
Molecular function (GO): pheromone receptor activity
Source: RefSeq, a predicted model, not a curated record
UCUGCCAUCUUGGCUCCGCCCCCUGUCAAACUGUUUUUUUAUAUCUACAGAGUUGCCCGAGGUCUUUCCAUCUGCACCACUGCUCUCCUGAGUGCUUUUAAAGCCAUCACUAUCAGUCCCAGUCAUUCUAAAUGGGCACGGCUGAAGUUUAAAGUGUCCACCUGGAUUUUCCCCUCUUUCCUUUUCUUCUGGGUCAUCAACAUGCUGAUCUACAUUCACAUCAUUGAAACUGUAAGAGCCAAAUGGAAUUUCACUGUCAUUGGUCGUGGAUUUGUUCAUGCAUACUGUCAAACCAGGCAGUCUGGGGAUCACCAUUCAGGGUCAUUUGUAAGUGUCAUGCUGACUCGUGAUUUCCUGUUUAUGGCACUGAUGAUCAUGUCCAGCCUCUACAUGGUGGGGCUCCUGUACAGACACCACAGGGGAGCCCGGCACCUCCACAGCUCCAGCCUUUCCAGGCAGAUGUCUCCAGAAAACAGAGCCACCCACACUAUCCUUUUGCUGGCAUUUUGUUUUGUGUUCUUUUACUUUUGCAAUAACUUUGUGGACAUUUAUGCAUUUUAUAGACCUGAGAAAGACUCAAGAUUGGUGGGCAUUACUGGAAUUUUAUCAUCACGCUACCCAACAUUCGGCCCAUUUUUUCUGAUGAAAAAUAACAAAAAUAUUCCCAAAUUGACUUCUUCCCUUUAA